Molecule: messenger RNA, 984 nt
Organism: Sclerotinia sclerotiorum 1980 UF-70
Lineage: Eukaryota; Fungi; Ascomycota; Leotiomycetes; Helotiales; Sclerotiniaceae
Exons: 2
Coding region: 1-984 (327 amino acids)
Source: RefSeq, a predicted model, not a curated record
AUGCCGCUCAUAAUAUUAACGGGCUACCCUACCUCCGGCAAAACUUACCGGGCUACUCAGCUCCGCGAAUACUUCCUCGCGAAAAUAUCCUCCCUUCCCCCCAGUAGUCCUUCUUCCUCCCUUCGCGUCCACCUCAUCUCAGAUCAUACCCUCGCCAUUCCCCGGGAAGUAUAUAAUCUCGAAUCUAAAUCCAUCAAUGAGCGAUCGAAUAAUGCGAGCGAGAAAGAUGCGCGGGCUACAAUAUACGCUGCGGUGAAGAGAGUGUUGAGUAAUAAAGAUGUGGUGAUAUUGGAUGGAGGAAACUAUAUCAAAGGCUGGAGAUACCAAUUAUUUUGCGAGGCAAAGGCUAUGCGGACAGGUUGCUGUGUUAUGCACGUAGGGGUUCCUGCUGAUAAAGCCAAGGAGGUUAAUGAGGCGCGGUUGAAACGAAAGAAUACGUCACAGUCGGAACAAUCUGCGGCAAUCGCCGAGGUUAAAGAGGAAGACAAAGCAUACGAAAAGGAUAAUUGGGAGAAUCUGGUGUUUCGAUACGAAGAACCGAAUGCGAUGGUUCGUUGGGACUCACCGUUAUUUACAGUUGUGUGGGAGGAUGAAAACGUGCCCGGAGAUGCUAUUUGGGAUGCUAUAAUCGGGGAUGAUUCUGAGGGGAAAAGAAAGAUAGUGAAGCCGAACGCAGCGACAGUUGCAAAGGUUCACAGUAGCGAGGGAUUUUUAUAUGAGUUGGAUAAAAUUACCCAGACGGUUCUCAAUCGAAUAUUGGAAUGGAGCAAAGAUCACCCAGGCGAAGGCGGCGGAGAAGUCAGUGUAGGGAAAGAUUCAAAAGGAGACGAACUAGUGGUGGAAUUACCUGGAAAUCCGGUAGGAUUACCGGCGUUGCAGCGGUUGAGGAGACAGUUCAUCAGUCUGCAGAGGACUAAUGCGGUGACUGUCGGGAGGAUUAAGGAGACUUUCGUGAGAUAUUUGAAUGAUAGUUUUGAGGCUUAG